AUGGACCACCAGGAGCCCUACUCUGUGCAGGCCACGGCGGCUAUCGCGGCGGUCAUCACCUUCCUCAUCCUCUUCACCAUCUUCGGCAACGUGCUGGUCAUCUUGGCUGUGUUGACGAGCCGUUCGCUGCGUGCCCCGCAAAACCUGUUCCUGGUGUCGCUGGCCGCCGCCGACAUCCUGGUGGCCGCGCUCAUCAUCCCUUUCUCGCUGGCCAACGAGCUGCUGGGCUACUGGUACUUCUGGCGCACGUGGUGCGAGGUGUACCUGGCGCUGGACGUGCUCUUCUGUACGUCGUCCAUCGUGCACCUGUGCGCCAUCAGCCUGGACCGCUACUGGGCGGUGAGCCGCGCUCUGGAGUACAACUCCAAGCGCACCCCGCGCCGCAUCAAGUGCAUCAUCCUCACCGUGUGGCUCAUCGCAGCCGUCAUUUCGCUGCCGCCCCUCAUCUACAAGGGCGAUCAGGGCCCCCAGCCUCUGGGGCGCCCCCAGUGCAAGCUCAACCAAGAGGCCUGGUACAUCUUGGCCUCCAGCAUCGGAUCUUUCUUCGCUCCCUGCCUCAUUAUGAUCCUCGUCUACCUGCGCAUUUAUAUGAUCGCCAAACGCAGCAACCGCAGAGGUCCCAGGGCCAGGGGGGGCCCUGGGGAGGGUGAGUCCAAGCAGCGCCGCCCUGGCCCUGGGGGGGCCUUGGCCUCAGCCAAGCUGCCAGCGCGGGCCUCUCCGCUGGCUUCUGCGGGACAGGCCAAUGGACAGUCCAAACCCACUGGGGAGAAGGAGGAGGGGGAGAUCUCUGAAGAUCCUGGGACCCAGACCUUGCCACCCAGCUGGACUGCUCUUCCCAACUCAGGCCAGGGCCAGAAGGAGGGUGUUUGUGGGGCGUCUCCAGGGGAGGAGGCUGAGGAGGCUGAGGAGGUGGAGUGUGAGCCCCAGGCCGUGCCAGUGUCGUCUGCCUCAGUUUGCAGCCCACCCCUGCAGCAGCCGCAGGGCUCCCGGGUGCUGGCCACCCUACGUGGCCACGUGCUCCUGGGCAGGGGUGCGGGUGCUGUGGGCGGGCAGUGGUGGCGUCGGCGGGCGCAGCUGAGUCGGGAGAAGCGGUUCACCUUCGUGCUGGCCGUGGUCAUCGGCGCCUUUGUGCUCUGCUGGUUCCCCUUCUUCUUCAGCUACAGCCUGGGCGCCAUCUGCCCUCAGCGCUGCAAGGUACCCCAUGGCCUCUUCCAGUUCUUCUUCUGGAUCGGCUACUGCAACAGCUCGCUGAACCCCGUCAUCUACACCAUCUUCAACCAGGACUUUCGCCGUGCCUUCCGAAGAAUCCUUUGCCGCCAGUGGACACAGACGGCCUGAGCAGGAAGCCAGCCUUCCACUUUUCCCAGGAGAGCCUGCUGCUGAGGAGGAGGAAGAAACGAAGACUGUUCACUCACGUUGGGC
Molecule: messenger RNA, 1422 nt
Organism: Galeopterus variegatus (Sunda flying lemur)
Lineage: Eukaryota; Metazoa; Chordata; Mammalia; Dermoptera; Cynocephalidae
Gene: ADRA2B
Product: adrenoceptor alpha 2B
Exons: 2
Coding region: 1-1338 (445 amino acids)
Biological process (GO): regulation of vasoconstriction; regulation of smooth muscle contraction; adenylate cyclase-activating adrenergic receptor signaling pathway
Cellular component (GO): membrane
Molecular function (GO): alpha2-adrenergic receptor activity
Source: RefSeq, a predicted model, not a curated record